UUCCUAAUCAUUAUAAUGGUGUGUAAUACCCUAGCGCAUUUACCGGAAACGCAAUCGCCUAACGUCGGCACCGUCCUCUUCACGCCUUCAGAUCUGAAAAAGAAAGACUGGAGUAAAUCAAAUAUUGCAUUAUUGCAAGCUCGCAAGUACUUACAAAACGUGUUGCCUUCUUCGCAAUUCAUAAGCACUAUAAAUGAAGACUACUUGAUCAACUUACUAACGUAUUUCGAAAACUCAUAUUUGGCAGUGAAACGUGAAAUCAAAAAUCCAUCUUUACGUAACAUGAUGGACGUCGCUCUAUCUGAUGUUCUAGGCGGUUAUCUCAAAAUGUGGGUUUUACCUAUUACUAAAUACGCCUAUUACGGAGGAACUGUGUCCUUAGACAACUCAUUAAAAAUCUUCGAGGCCUAUGAGGAUAUUAAGAGAAGUUUAAAGACAGAUGGACGUGGAUGGCAUAGCCCAAAUGAAAAUUUGCUUAAUACCGUUGCAAUAAAUAUAGCUCCACUACCCAAAUUUAAAAAAAGCAUGGCCAACCCUUGCAACCAAUUAGCGUAUUAUGAAAAAACUGAUUCAGGUAUGAAAAUUCCACUGCCGUUUAUAAAUUGGAAUAUAUCUCCGCCAACUAUGUUUGUACCACUAGCAAACCAGUCUAUUGUCCCUCUAUCCUCUCCCAACUCUUCAUCAACAUUGCUGAAUUAUUAUUCCGUCGCUGAUAAUUGUAUGAAAAUGUAUCAAAGUCCUGCAUCAGAUGAUUUUAAUGAUAGAUUCCAGACUUGGCUUAAGAGCGAUGUUGCUCCACAUUUGAAUGACGAUAAGUUAUACGCAGCUUUCGAAGGCAUUCUUAGUUUAAUGAAUGCGACAAAAAGAUUUUACGACGAACGAUUGAAGGCUAAUGUAGAGUUAUUGCGAGACCCAAUGAAGGUAACUUCGAAAAAGUUUCUUGUCAUAGCUUUAAUAUUGAUCAUAGAGCUUAUCUGGUGUAUUCCAACAAUAAUCUACAUAGUGCGGUCAGGAAAGAAGAAAAGACAACAAAAAAAGAAACCCAAAUCUCCAAGAGGCAAGAAAAAUUUUGAAAUAUGUAAAGUCAUACAAAAUAAGUCCAAUCCAAAACGUGAAACCACUAAAACUGAAACGCUACCUGAAAUUCAGAUGCGGACUUCUAACGAGACACAUACAAUUCAAGUUAACAGCAAGGAAGAUUCUGCACUAAAUUUAGAUCAGCCCAUGUUAAGAAUACUGAUAGAAAGACCAGAAACUUCAAUAAAAUUAGGAAUUACUAACUAUAAAGAAGGUAUAUCAGGAGCGAAUAUGAAAGCUAGUAAAAUACCCAGAGCUGUAAAAGCAGACAAAGAAACUAAAAAUACUGUAAGUAAAAGUAAUGAUUCAGACAUUGUAGAUUCACAAUGUAAUUGUGAAAUUAUACGUACAAAAGGACUUGUUAUAACAGGAAAGGCAUUAGACGAUAGUGCUAUUAAACACUCCUCGAUCGAGAAUAAGAAAUUAAACUUAACUUUUUGA
This is a messenger RNA of Pararge aegeria (speckled wood butterfly), 1518 nucleotides long. RefSeq lists its product as uncharacterized. The transcript has 2 exons. Lineage: Eukaryota; Metazoa; Arthropoda; Insecta; Lepidoptera; Nymphalidae. The record is from RefSeq and is a predicted model, not a curated record. Bases 16 to 1518 code for a protein of 500 amino acids.